CGGUGCUGACGCGGCGGCGCGCACCGGCGGCCAUGGAGGCGGAGGGGGAGCUGCUGGCGGCGCGGCCGGCCCUGGAGAGCGACGGGCUGCGUUUCCUGCACGCCUCGGUGGGCUCCCUGCUGGCCGCCUACGGCUGGUACCUGGUGGUCGCCUGCGUGCUGCUCUACGCGCUAGCCCAGAAGCUCGCCCCGCGCUUUCGGGCCCUGCGGCAGACGAGGCUGGACCGAGCGGCCGCCGCCGACGUGGAGCCUGACACGGUGGUGAAACGUCAGGAGGCCUUAGCGGCUGCUCGGCUGCGCAUGCAGGAAGAGCUCAACUUGCAGGUGGAGAAGCACAAGGAGAAACUCAAGCAGCUGGAGGAAGAAAAGAGGCGGCAGAAGAUUGCGCAGUGGGACAACAUGCAGGAAGGCAGGAGCCGCAAGGCUGCCAGCCAUCAACAGGAAGGAGACGAUUCGUCAGCGUCCUCAGGCCCCCCAAAACGGAGGUCAGACCGGAAGCCUUUGCGGAGUGGGGGUUACAACCCGCUGUCGGGUGAAGGCGGGGGCUCCUGUGCCUGGAGACCGGGACGCCGGGGCCCAACCUCAGGGGGAUGAGGCUAAAGGUCCGGUUGGCAUCUCGCGGAUGCCAGCCGCUCCCCACCCUUGUUGCUGCUGUCCACGCAUUGUUCACAGUGACUCUUGGAGUGGGGUCCAACUGGCCUCUGCCCCUGCCUGCUUGGGGGUCAAUGGGUCGGGCCACUGCUGGCUGCAAGGAAGGAAACCUCGGAAG
Molecule: messenger RNA, 768 nt
Organism: Suncus etruscus (white-toothed pygmy shrew)
Lineage: Eukaryota; Metazoa; Chordata; Mammalia; Eulipotyphla; Soricidae
Gene: SELENOS
Product: selenoprotein S
Exons: 6
Coding region: 33-593 (186 amino acids)
Biological process (GO): endoplasmic reticulum unfolded protein response; retrograde protein transport, ER to cytosol
Cellular component (GO): endoplasmic reticulum membrane; Derlin-1-VIMP complex; Derlin-1 retrotranslocation complex
Source: RefSeq, a predicted model, not a curated record